AUCAAUUGCAUUUUAAUGGAAUACAAAUAAUUUGUAAAGAAUAUCUCAUUAAAUAAAGUUAGCAAUCAAGAAUAAUAGAACAAACAGAUACUUAACUAUAGAUUAAAAUAAUAGGUUGCUUUCUUCAGGUUGCCAUCCAUUUUUUAAACACACAGAAUGUAAUAAAUAGCGGGAAAUUUUUUAAAUUUUGAAUGCUGCAAAUUAAGAUUAUAUAGGGCCAAUCAUAAUGUAAUCUGCAGUGUUGAUUUAUAAUCCUGGGUAUAAAAUUAAAUUUGAAUACAAUUUUAGUUUAUAGGCAUACCUCUGUUGUUAACAAAAUGGGGAAUUGAAACUUGAAAAUAUACCAUACCAAGAAGCUUCCCAUAGCAAAGCAACUAAAUUUAUGAUACAAGGCACUGUGAAUUAGAAAAAAGCAAUUACAGAAAAUGAUGAUGUAGUUUUCAAAUUUAAUGAUGCGAAUUAUUUAAUUUCAGAACUGUCUUUAUUUUGUUCAUGGAAUGGACCAACAAUUUCAUAAGAUUCAACAUGGAAACUUUAAAGAAGUAAUUUUCCACCUUUACCAGAAUGGUUUUAGCAAAGACCAUUUAUUUCAUUAAGUUAUUUAUAAAGUUCUGACUAAUUAACUUAAUGUUUAGUUAAAUAGAAUGAAAGAAAACCAAUAGGAAGCCAUUCAUAUUAAAUUUAAUCAAUUUAUUUGAUAGAAGAUCUUUUAUAUGCAAUGAUGAGUAUAGAAGGUUAGUAUAUAAAAAAAAAAAAUGGAUCAUUUGAUUAUCUAAUUGAGGGUCAUUUAGAAUAGAGCACAUGUGAUCUCUCUCUACAAUAAAUGGUUUCAAAAAUAUUGCCUAUGUGCUCUUAACAUGAUUAUAUUGAAAACUAUAUAUAACAAAAAAUCAAAUUUGAAAAUGGAUAUAUUUCUUAAGCUUUUUGUUCAGCAGUAAAGGAAUUAAUGCAAAAAUACUUAUUAAUGGUUAAUUAGCUUGAUUAUGAAUUUAAUUAAGGAGAAAUAACUUUGUAGAAAUUUUGGUAUUAUACAUAACCAUCAAUAAGAAUUAUUAAUUCAAUUUAUGUUUUAAUUUAAAGCUUGUCUAAACAAAUAGGUGGCACUUUGUUGAGUACAAUUACAAACUUUAUUAACACAAGCACUGAUCCUUAAAUAGUCGAAGUUUAUUCAUUUCUACUUUAAAAAUCUUUUAUUCCUUAUAUGAAAUAACUUUCUAAUUGGAUAUAUUAUGGUAGAAUAGAUGAUCCAUUUGAAGAAUUUUUAGUUGCAGAAAAGAAAAUUCAAAAAUCCUCCAUAGAGACUGAUUAUAAGAAUGAUUUUUGGGAUUAAAGAUUUGCACUUAGGAAUUCAUAGAUUCCCAAAUUUCUUGAAAAAUAUUAAGAUAUAAUUUUAAGGACUGGAAAAUAUAUUAAUGUAAUUGGAUAAAAAGAAUCUCCAUUCGAUAAUUAUUUAAUUAAGAAUUAAGGUCAUAUUGUUUAAAAUUAAGAUUUCACACAUUUAGUGUCUUGUUUUGAAUGGGCAAAUAAAGAAAUCAUUAAUCUAUUGUUUUAAAAAGAAAACAUUCAUAAAAGAUUAAAAACUAUUAAAACUUUCUUUUUAUUUGAUUCUGGAGAUUUUUUUAUUCAUUUCAUUGAAGCAGCUGAAUCUGAAUUAGCAAAAGAUAUUAAAGAAAUCUCAAAGGAAAAACUUGAAAGUUUAUUUGAUCUUGCAGUAAGAUCAAUGGCUAGUAAUGAUGCAUAUAAAGAUGAUUUAGUGUGUUAUAUUGAUCAAUACACUAUAAAUGAAUAAAUUUAUGCGAUAAGAAAUUUAAGAGGAAUUGAUAUAAAUGAAAAUAAACCUCCUAGAACUUAAAAAUUAAAAGGAAUUGAAUUGUUCACUUUAGACAUAAAAGUUGAAUGGCCUGCAAAUCUUAUAUUUUCUAGGGCCAGCUUGCUAAACUAUCAAAUAUUAUUUAGAAGUCUCAUGAGUCUAAAUUAUUUAUUAAAAUAAUUAAAUGAAGCCUGGGUAUUAUAAAAAUAGCUUAAAGACACAGGAUUGCAUUAAAAAUUUCUUAAAUAAAACUUUUUACUUUCAAGAAUGUAGCACUUAAUCAAGAAUUAUGUAUUCUCAAAUAUCAUUAUUUUUAUAGUUAUAUUAUGUAUCUUAUGAUGUAGUUGAAAAAAAUUAUACAAGUUUAAUUUAAAACUUAUAAAAUGCAGACAAUUUUGAGGAAGUCAAAGAAUAACAUAUGAGAUUUUCAGAAAAUUGCUUAAAAGAAUCUCUAAUUAUUGAUUAAGAUUUUUGGAAAGUAUUUAACAAAUGCACAAAUUUUUGUAGUCAGUUUAGUUCAUAAAUUCAAAAAUAAAAUUCAUCAUUAAUGUCAUUUUUUACUGAUAAUUUCGAGCCUAAAAAGGUUUAAAUAAAAGAAAAAAUUACAGAAUUGGUAACUGGAAAGCAAUUUCAAACUUUAUAUGAAACAUUUAUCAAGAACUAUGAUGAAGCUUAUAGAGAACUAAUAAAGAUAAUUAAAACUUAGUAAUUAUUCUAUAUAUUUUAAGUAUAUCAUAAUCAAAAACCUAUGUAGUAAGUUUAAUGAUCAGGUUAGAUUAUCAAUUUGAUUAUCUAUGA
Molecule: messenger RNA, 2608 nt
Organism: Paramecium sonneborni
Lineage: Eukaryota; Ciliophora; Oligohymenophorea; Peniculida; Parameciidae
Source: the annotation of a GenBank genome assembly